Molecule: messenger RNA, 789 nt
Organism: Hydractinia symbiolongicarpus
Lineage: Eukaryota; Metazoa; Cnidaria; Hydrozoa; Anthoathecata; Hydractiniidae
Product: glutathione S-transferase A1-like
Exons: 4
Coding region: 46-669 (207 amino acids)
Biological process (GO): glutathione metabolic process
Molecular function (GO): glutathione transferase activity
Source: RefSeq, a predicted model, not a curated record
AGUUUAUAAAUUAUUUUUUUUAGACAUAAAGAAGUAAGAUUGAACAUGGCUCCAAAAUAUUCACUGCUGUAUUUUGUAACUCGAGGUCGUGCAGAGUCUGUGCGCAUGUUAUUUCAUUAUGCUGGUGUUGAAUUUGAAGACAGAAGAGUUACAUUUGAAGAGUUUCCUAAGGAAUUGAAGCACAACGUGAAAGAAUCUCCUGCAGGAUUUCUUCCUGUUUUGACAACACCAUGUGGAGCCAAAAUCAUCCAGACUACAGCAAUCAUAAGAUACGUUGCAACUGAGUUGAAUCUGAUGGGUGAAAACAAUGUUGAACGUGGUCUGAUCGAUGGAAUUAUCGUCAGCAAUAAGGAACUUCAUGACGCAGCUGUGUUGAUUACAUAUGUCUACACGGACGAAGAGAAGCCUGAAAAACGCAAAGAAUUGGAAAAGAAAGCAAGAAAUACCUUUACGUACUAUGAAUUAGUUGCAAAGGAAUAUGGAAAAUGUGAUAAUCUGGUUGGAAAAUCGGUGUCGGCUGCAGAUAUAUAUUUCAUGGAAAUAAUGGACAUGGUGACACCACAGCUUCCUGACCCUAACUUGCUCGAUCAAUUUCCUGUGCUCAAGAAUAUUUACGACAAAACAAGAGAACUGCCAAAUUUAAAAAAAUACUUAGCUGAACGAAAAUAAGAACUUUUUGAAUAUAAAUUGUUGGAUAUAACUAGAGAGUUGUUGUUUUCACUAUAGUUUUUUCCGCUGUAAGCUAUUGGUUACCGCAAGCUGUUUGCUAGAAUACACCUAAAUUUUGUA